CGAGGCGACCUGCUAUGAAGAAGUGUCAGUGCCCCUAGAUCACGUAGAGCUCUGAGAGCGCGAUGAAGCAUCUAUUCCUACUCCUUGCUUCAAUACUCUUAUCAUUCUUAUCCACUCAGUGCGCAUCCUCCGCCUCGGCAGAAUGGCAGAUCCUUACAAAACAAAAUUUCUCUUCUCAGAUCCGACUCCAUCCCCAUAUCCUUCUUCUCGUCACUCUUCCCUGGUCUGGUGAGUCUCGGUUCCUUAUGAAGGAUGUGGCACUUGCACUUGCUGGUAAAAGGGAAGAUUUUGGUCCUCUAAAACUGAGGUAUAUGCAUAGAAAUACAGAGAAGAUGCUAGCAGAUUCUAUAGGUGCUCAUACUGAGGAAAUAACAUUAAUUUACUUCCAUUAUUCUAUAUCUUACAAGUAUCGAGGAAGACUUAGAGCAAAAAACAUAUUAUCUUCGCUGCAUCCCUAUAUCAUGAGCAUACCUGAGGAGGUUCCCCUUAAGGCUCUCAAGAAUCCAAAAGAAUUAAGAAUGUUCCUUGAUUCAACUGAUAAGGCUCUAGUUCUCGUAGAUUUUUGUGGAUGGGCUACAAAGUUACUUGCAAAGCAGAAUGGAACAGAAAAUAGUUAUAGCAUGCAUGGGGAUAGAUUUGGAUUGGGCUUACGUGGAAAACAUGAUAGAACCCCAGCACCCAAAGGGAAGAGUAACCUGAAGGUGGCUGGAGAGGAUAUGUGCAAAGCUGAACUCAGCAUCAGUAACGGGUUUAGUGAAGUUCCUUGGCUUGGGACAUUCACCUCAAUGAAUGAUAGUGUGCUGGAGGAGGCCAAGGAUAGCAGUUCUCAUGUUCUACCUUCAUGCACCCUACAAGAAUUUGAACAUUUUCACUCUUUCUACUCAAAAUUCAUGACCUAUGUGAGAGAAUUCUUUCUGCCUCCAGAACGGAAUAAGUUUGGUCUGGUCUCAGAAAGAUCAAUACUUUCAUCCCUAGGUGUUGGAUAUUCUGGUUCAUGGUUUGCGAUUCACUAUGUUGAUGGAUGUCCAAGCUGUUUGAAAGUUCUUAGAGAAGAGGAUGACUUGAAGAACCUCUUACAUAUUGAUGAUUAUUUUGUCAAAGAGCUGGAAGGUAAAGGACAAGAUCAAGAGACUAUUUUGCCUGCAAAUAAACCAUCAGUACUUUUGUUUGUUGAUAGAUCAUCUGAUACCUCUGAAACUAGGGGAAAAAGUAAAGAAGCUCUCAAUGCUUUUAGAGAACUGGCACAGCAUUAUCAUGUUUUGAACCAAAUGGGCAAGAAGGAUGAUGAUAGUCUUGAAAAAUUUUCAAUUCAAGAUUAUCAAAGCUUGAAGAGUGCAUCUGAACAUCCUAGAUUAAAGCUGUCUAAGACAGCUCAGAAGAUUAAACUAAAGGAGAAGAUGUCUACAAUCAUGGUUAUAAAUGAAGGCAAGCAUGUUAGUUUGGACAAAGUAACUUCUGACGUUCAAGUGACUUCUUUGAAUGAGAUUCUUGGCUACCUUUUACAGAAAAACCAGGAUGGAAGAUUAAGCUCCCUGGCAAAGGAUUUAGGUUUCCAACUUUUAUCUGAUGAUAUUGACAUCAAACCAUUUCAUGCACAACAAUCCCAUUCUGAAGUUCUGUCUAAUCCAAUGUCAGCAGAAACCUCUCAUGUUGGCCAUACAGGUAAUUCAAACCUGGAUAAUGACCCAAAUUUGCUGAGUAGAUCUGCUGGAGAGCCAGAAGAAAAUUCCAAAUCGACAGAGCUUUCUUCUCAAAAUGAUGAAGCGAUGACAUCUCAUGUUGAUUCAAGUACAGAGAUAAAAUCUGCCAAGCCUGAAGAAUCCUUAAUGGAUCAUGAACUUCAGGUUACCAAAAAUAUGAAAGCAGAAAAAGAGGGUUCAUCAGCUGGAGACAAGUCUGGGGAAGAAUCCAUUGCAGAUCAUGAAUUUUCUGUUGCUAAAAAUAUGAAAAUAGAAAUAGGGGAUUUUUCAGAUGGAGGCCAGUCUGGGAAAGAAUCCAAUGUGGCUCAUGAACUUCCUGCUGCUAAAAAUGUGAAAGCAGAAACAGACUCUUAUUUGGAUGGUGGCAAGGUUGGUGAAGAAUUUGAUCAAUUUCUUGGUUUCAAUGGUUCUUUUUUCUAUUCUGAAGGUAAUUACCAGUUACUUAAAGCUUUGACUGGUAAUUUUAGAAUUCCAACUUUGGUUAUAGUUGAUCCUGUUCGGCAGCAACAUUAUGUUUUCCCUGAUGAUCAAAAUUUCAACUUUUCUUCUCUAAAUGGAUUUCUUUCUGGGUUUGUUAAUGAUACACUGCUUCCUUACCAACAAUCUGAGCAUGUUCUUCGAGGCCCAAGGGAAGCCGCCCGUCCACCAUUUGUUAAUUUGGAUUUUCAUGAGGUGGAUUCUUUACCUAGGAUUACUGCUCAUACUUUCUCUGAGCUUGCCAUUGGGUUCAACCACUCUGAUAAAGAUAAUGCUUGGAAUAAGGAUGUCUUAGUCUUGUUUAGCUAUAGUUGGUGUGGAUAUUGCCAGAGAAUGGAAAUGGUUGUCCGUGAAGUACAUCGAGCCUUUAAGGGCUACAUGGAUAUGUUGAAAAGUGAAUCUAGGAAUAUGAAAGCUAUUUCUGAUCACGAAAACUUGGAUCAUGAUACAAUAAAGCUUCCAGUGAUAUACUUAUUGGACUGUACAUUGAAUGACUGUGAUUUGAUAUUAAAAUCUGCAAAUCAGAGGGAAGUUUAUCCUACUCUGGUUUUAUUUCCAGCAGAAGAGAAGAAACCUCUACUUUAUGAAGGAGAUAUUGCAGUAAUUAAUGUAAUCAAGUUUGUGGCUGAGCAUGCAAGUUAUUUUAAUCAUGUUAUCCGUGAUAAAGUUUUGCGGCUUCAUCCAGGGGGAGACAGGAAUAAGAAUCUGUAUAGUACUUUACCUACUGAUGUUCACCAGGAAUCACUAUAUGUGAACGUCAAAUAUCAUGGAGCCCAAGGUUGGGACAGGAACUUGGACAAUGUGGCCAAACUCAACCUGAUGAAACCAUCUGUGUCAAACGGACCGGAUGAAACGUUACCUCCAGUAAUGAUUGGUUCAGUGCUAAUUGCGACAGAGAAGCUUUUGGGGAUUCAGCCAUUUGAUGGAUCAAAGAUUCUCAUUGUGGCAGCCGAUCAAAUAAGUGGGUUUCAGGGUGUUAUCAUAAACAAGCAUAUAGAAUGGAGUUCUCUCCCUGAGCUGGGAGGCGGCUUUGAAAUACUUAAAGAAGCUCCCCUUUCUUUUGGGGGUCCUGUUGUGAAAAGUGGAAUGCCAUUUUUAUCUUUGACCCGGAAUGUUUCCAUAAAUUCUUUACCAGAAAUCCUUCCGGGAGUUUACUUCCUCGACCACCUUGCCACGAUAAGUAAAAUAGAAGAAAUGAAAUCGGAGGCAGGCCAAUCAAUUGUGGAUCACUGGUUUUUCUUGGGGUACGCUAGUUGGAAUUGGAAUCAGUUGUUCAAUGAGAUGGCCCAAGGGGCAUGGAACUUGAGUGAAGACGGAAUGAAGCAUUUGGUUUGGCCCUGAGGACCAUUUCUUUGCCCUAUGUACUGUAAUUUGUAGAUUUAUUUCAGCUGUAGAAAUAAUUCCCAAACGCUUGUAUAUUAGAAAAUAGCACCCGAAAUAUGAUUCAUUGGAAGGGCUUGAAGUUUUUGGCGGGAAAAAAAGCUUGAAGUUGCAAAACUAGGAAAAUCGUGUAUUUGGUAUUUGAUUCUUCAAAAUGUAGGACAAGAUGAGCAAAAACUGUAGCUGCUGGACCAUUUGCAAUUUAGUUCAAAGUUCAGUAAUGAAAAUGAUGGAUUGGCCAAAUAAAAUCAUUUUACACGAUCUGAAAUAUACUAAAUGGAAAAUUUUGAUAAA
Molecule: messenger RNA, 3851 nt
Organism: Neltuma alba
Lineage: Eukaryota; Viridiplantae; Streptophyta; Magnoliopsida; Fabales; Fabaceae
Exons: 8
Coding region: 63-3518 (1151 amino acids)
Source: RefSeq, a predicted model, not a curated record